AAGAAUGAGAAGUAGUGACUAUAGACAAAAUUUGCGCAGUCCACAGAAAAUGAGUGUUACAGCGCAAUGUCCAAUAUUGUGUUCUCGAAUAUGGCGAAAGUAGUGAAUUUACGUGUUGUGAUAAGUGCUACCUUGUGACUUACUAUGUUUGAAAAUGGAUAGUUAAGCAAUUAUUUAUACAAAGAAAGUGUGAUAAUAGUGUAAAUAUACGUAUCUGUUGUUAAUUUAGUGAAAAGAAACAAAAAUGUCUACAGACAAAAUUAAAGUUGCUGUUCGGCUCCGUCCUUUUAACAGAAGAGAACUUGAAAUGAGGGCACAGAGUGUGGUGGAAAUGGAGAAGGAUCAAACAAUCAUACACCAACCUACCUCUCUGGACAAAAUGGAAAGAAAGCAACCAAAAUCGUUUGCUUUUGACCAUUGCUUUUGUUCCGUGGAUCCCAGUAAGAAAGACUUCGCUUCGCAGGAGGUUGUGUUUGAUUGUUUGGGCCAAGACAUCCUCCACAAUGCAUUUCAGGGGUACAAUGCAUGUAUCUUCGCCUAUGGUCAGACAGGAUCUGGAAAAUCGUACACCAUGAUGGGCUCGCAAGACAGCAAAGGUAUCAUUCCAAGGUUGUGCGACUCACUUUUUGGCCUAAUAGCAAAACAACAAAGUUCAGAAUUAACAUACAAAGUAGAAGUGAGCUACAUGGAAAUCUACAAUGAAAAGGUGCACGAUUUGCUGGAUCCUCAAACAAACAAACAAUCAUUAAAAGUAAGAGAACACAAUGUCCUUGGGCCGUAUGUUGAUGGUUUGUCGCAAUUGGCUGUAACCUCGUUUCAGGACAUCGACAAUCUUAUGGCGGAGGGAAACAAAUCACGAACAGUAGCAGCUACAAACAUGAAUAGUGAAUCAUCCAGAUCUCAUGCAGUUUUUACUGUCAUCCUAACCCAAACAUUAAUAGACCGAAAAACGGGAGUAACAGGUGAAAAAGUUAGUAGAAUGUCACUAGUAGAUUUAGCAGGAUCAGAGCGGGCUGUGAAAACUGGAGCGGUUGGGGACAGGCUCAAAGAAGGCUCUAAUAUAAAUAAGUCGUUAACGACCCUAGGUCUAGUCAUUUCAAAAUUAGCAGAUCAGUCUUCGGGCAAGAAUAAGGAUAAUAAGUUUGUGCCAUAUAGAGAUUCGGUACUAACGUGGUUACUCAAAGAUAAUUUAGGAGGAAAUAGUAAAACGGUGAUGGUUGCUACUAUAUCUCCGGCAGCUGAUAAUUACGAGGAAACUCUUUCUACCUUGAGAUACGCUGACCGAGCUAAGAGAAUCGUUAACCAUGCUGUUGUUAAUGAAGAUCCUAAUGCCAGAAUCAUCAGAGAGCUCACCCAAGAAGUCGAAGCAUUGAGGGAGAUGCUUAAACACGCCACUGGAUCGCCAGUGGGAGACGUACAACGAGUGGACAUCCAUCAAAAAUUAAGCGAGAGUGAGAAACUAUACAAGGAAAUGUCGCAGACUUGGGAGGAGAAACUGAUGAAAACAGAACGGAUACAAAAUGAACGGCAACAAGCAUUAGAAAAAAUGGGCAUUAGUGUACAAGAUUCGGGUAUUAAAGUAGAGAAAAAUAAAUAUUAUUUAGUGAAUUUAAACGCAGAUCCUUACUUAAACGAAUUGUUAGUAUAUUAUUUAAAGAAUGAAACGGUGGUAGGUGCUAGUAGUAGUGGUUCUGGCAAAGAACCUGACAUACAACUGUCGGGUUUGGGUAUACAGCCUGAGCAUUGUAUUAUAACCAUAGAAGAUAACGGUUUGUUCCUGGAGCCUCUUGCCAAUGCUAGGUCUUGCGUGAAUGGAUCUCAAGUUAGUCAAAAGACGCCAUUACGUCACGGUGAUAGAAUUGUAUGGGGGAACCACCAUUACUUCAGAGUCAACUGUCCUAGAUCAAUAUCCGCUGCUUCUGAGCCUCAAACACCAGCACAAAACAUCGAUUACAACUUCGCCAGAGAUGAAUUGAUGACGAACGAGCUGAGCAAUGAUCCUAUUCAAACGGCCAUUGCUCGUCUAGAGAAACAACAUGAAGAAGAUAAGCAAGUUGCCUUGGAGAAACAACGCGUGGAAUACGAAAGACAAUUCCAGCAGCUACGAAACAUGGUGUCCCCCUCCACGCCCUACUCCCCAUAUUCCUACGACCCUCUUAGAAUAGGCUUAAGCAAGACUGCCCCCUGUACACCAACAACACAAAUGAAGGUAGAAAGAUGGGCGCAUGAAAGAGACGAGAUGUUCAGAAGAAGUAUAUGUCAAUUAAAAGACGAUAUCCUUAGAGCGAAUGCCUUAGUUAAAGAGGCCAAUUUUCUCGCAGAGGAAAUGGCUCGACAAACUAAGUUUAGUGUUACCUUACAAAUUCCUCCGGCUAAUUUGAGUCCCAACAGAAGGAAAGGCGCUUUUGUGAGUGAACCUGCAAUAUUAGUAAAACGAAAUAAUAAUAGUCAGGUGUGGUCGAUGGAAAAAUUAGAGAAUAAAAUUAUAGAUAUGAGAGAGUUUUACGAAGAGAAUAGAGACAUGGAUCAAGGUCAAGGCCAAGAUCAAGAAAAUAACAAUGAAGUUAAAGGACCAGGUCCGUUUUACGAAUCGCAAGAGGAACAUAAUCUAAUAGGAGUAGCUAAUAUAUUUCUGGAGUCUUUGUUUCAUGACGUAUCCUUAGAUUACCAUACACCCAUUAUCAGCCAACAAGGGGAAGUAGCUGGUAGGUUACAGGUUGAAUUAAGUAGAAUAGCUGGACAAUUUCCUCAAGAUAGAAUAUGUGAGGCAGCAUCAGACAAUUCAUCAGAAUGCAGUCACGAUGAAGAUGAGCAAGGUACAUCACAAGUUACGAUUCGAGUCAAUAUCAAGCAAGCAUCUGGUUUACCUCUGUCUCUUGCUAACUUUGUGUUUUGUCAGUAUUCCUUCUGGGGCCACCCUGAAGCCGUAGUAGUACCUGAUAACACGGGCAAUUGUAACGGUCAACCAACAACUGUGAAAUUUGGCCAUACCCAAGAUUUUGUCGUGAAUCUUUCAGAAGAGUUUAUGGAGCAUUGUGCAGAAGGGGCGCUUUCAAUAGAGGUGUGGGGUAACAGAAGCUCUGGAUUUUCUUCGUACAAACCUGGAUGGGAGGUGGUAGAACAGCAGCUGGCUACAGCUAGAUCAUUAUUAGACAGGUGGUCGGAGUUAACUAGAAAAAUAGAAUUGUGGGUAGAAAUUCAGGAACUUAACGAUCAAGGUGAAUAUGGCGCUGUGGAAGUUGCUAUGAGAACUGACAUGUUAACAGGGGGUAUUUAUCAGCUGAGACAAGGCCAACAACGAAGAAUUCAAGUUAGAGUAAAACCAGUGCAAAAAUCGGGUACUCUACCGAUAAUUUGCCAAGAAAUUAUCAAAAUAGAAGUAGGCGGAGUUACCGAUAGAAGUAGACUACUACUACCCUUAGACUCGUAUCAAGAAGAAGACUUAACUAUACUAAGAGAAAAAUGGAGUGACGCUCUAUCUAAGAGGAAACAAUAUCUGCACCAGCAGCUGCAAAAUCUCUCGGAAAAGACGAACAAAACUGAACAAGAUCUCGAAAGAGAAAAGAGUUUGAUGGAACAGUUGGUGAAUUUGACUGAAGAGAGCAAUGCUGUGUAUGUCCCACAACCCGGUUCUAGCAUACCUGGUGCGCCUGCCAUGUGGAGCCCACCACCUGGAAUGGAACCACACGUGCCAGUUCUAUUUUUGGAUUUGAAUGCUGACGAUCUAUCAACAAACCCUGCUGGAGAAGGAGUGACAACUGCGGGAGUAAACUCUAUUUUGCCAAAGGAAGAUGGAAAAGAGUUUUAUACUUUGCGGAUACUCAGUCAUUUGGAAAAAGAUGUGUGUGCAGUGGCGGCGUGGGAUUCUUCAAUUCAUGAUAGCCCCAAUCUUAACAAAGUAACUGAAGCCAACGAAAGAGUUUACAUGAUACUACGUGUAACGGUACGGUUGUCUCAUCCAGCACCGAUGGAUCUUGUGUUGAGAAAACGCCUGGCGAUAAACGUUUAUAAACGACAGAAGUUUACUGAUAUAAUCAAAAACCAAAUCAAAUCAAAAAUCGUUCGUACUGAUAUGGUGACAUCUUGCGGUGUGACAUAUUUAGUAGUUUCUAAUGUACCUAAAGCCAGCGAGGAACUGGAAGGCAGGGAAAGCCUUGCGCAAUUGGCAGCUUCUGGAGAAAAUUCUUCGAUGUGCGAUGGAGAAACAUAUAUCGAAAAAUACACAAGAGGAGUGAGCGCUGUUGAGAGCAUUCUAACCCUGGACCGUUUACGACAAAAUGUGGCAGUAAAAGAACUGCUGCAAGCCAGAGGACAACCGUUAAUGAGGAAAACAGUCAGCGUACCAAAUUUCUCACAGACUUUGGAAAACAAAAAUGGGUUGAUGAGACUUGACCUCAGCAGUGAAUCUUUGCACAUGUCACGAUCGGAAAGCGUCUCAGAACUCAACAGUGAGUUAGGAUUGACCCCGUUGAGAGGACGUUCAUCCUUCGGGAAGGACAAUGAAGUGACUCCUCCCAAAUUCGGAGGAUUGGCCCGACCCACGUUCUUAAAUCUCAAUUUAAACUUGAACUCAUUGAGAUUGCAACAGCCGACAAGUACCAAACUUUUCCCUGGAAUGGUAUCACCAGCCAACACCAAAUUGGGGUUAAGGAUGACUACUUUACAUGAAGAACCAACCAAAGCAUUACCAAGGAAGCAUUCCUUUGAUCUACUAAUGGAUGAUCCAAUCGAAGAACAGAGCGAAGAAGGAUUAAACGGAAAAUCGGAAAUCCACUAUGUUCAAAGGAAGAAAACUUACGCCAAGAAAUAUCUGCCAAUGUCACGUACUUUAGAUUCUUUGACGGAAUUUGCACCAAAACCCAACACUCCAUCUUCGAGUUCCAGUGGAUAUGGAUCACAAGCUGUUUCAACGACAAAUCUUUCUUGUGAUGAUUCCCUGUCGAUGAAAAGUAUGAGCGUUGAUGAAACUCCGGAUUUUGAUGGUAAAAUGAACAACGAUCUAGAACCAGUAUCAGAAGUAACGGAUAUUUCUAAAGAAGUGGAGAGACUAUCCAUUGAAGAAGAACAACACUCCACUAACAACGACGAAAGCUCAGACGACAUCGUGAAUGGGGGGGACAGCGACUCAAACCCAAAUCAAACUGGAAGUGACCUUAACGAAUCAAAUUCCGUUGUAAAAACGAAUUUAUCCCCAGGGAGAGUUGUGAGAAGGAAAAAACAAAGCACCAGAAGCCAGUCCCACAGAGCAUCAUUUCCACAAGCUCGAUCAGUUAUGUCGGAAAGUAAAUCAGCUCAUAACUUAGGAAGUAAAAACAACUUGGUGUUGUCUGAAGAGGAUAGUAUGGAUAGUUCUACCGAUCGACUAGAAGAUGACCAUGAAAGUAGUUUCGGUUCUCGUCCUGAUUUGUCAAAGUUCCAUGAUGUUCCCGUCCCCGAUUGGGUAGUGCUAGGAGAAAGUGUUCUUAUUAGACCUUACAAUUCUUCUGGAGUUGUGGCAUUCAUGGGAGAAACCGAAUUUUCGACUGGGACUUGGAUAGGCGUCGAACUUGAUGCUCCUAAAGGUAAAAAUGAUGGCAGCAUAAAAGGAGUACGGUAUUUCACUUGUAAACCAAAAUAUGGUAUGUUUGUAAGAGCAGACAAACUAAUCCUUGACAGACGAGGUCGAGCUAUGAGGCUUGAUAAGGCUGAAGCUCUUGCCAACAGUAAUAAAUGUUCUCUCAGCAAAGAUUCAAAAAGCCGAUCUCGAGGGAAUGGUUUAAACACAACUGGUACCAGAGCAAUUUCGAAAGCUAAAUAGAAGAGGAGAACAUUUCGACCAUCUUUUCAUUAAUCCACCCUAUUUAUUGCCAUUUGCCGUGUUUAACGACACAAACUGUGCCGUCCAUUUACAUGGCGUAGUGUUAUUUAUCCUUGCCAUUUCAUAUAUACAUAGCGUCUCACUGUACAGGGUCAUCUAUUCGAUCUCAUCUAUUAUACAGUGCUCGCGUAAAGUAUAGAAACAGGAAGAUAUCUGUGACACCCUCUAUGAUAUAAUAACAAAAUGUUGGUUAUGUAUAUUAGAUGGAACAGUGAUUAAAAAUUUUAAAUUUUCGACGUGGUCAAAUGUAGAGUUUCUGAUAUAUACGGAUAAUAUGCUUAUUUUUAAAUUGUCAGGCUUUCAUCAUUAUUUUGGGUUUUUGAUAUCCUCAUAAAUUUAGUUUUAAUAUCAACGUAACGGUUGUAAUAACAAUAUUUUUACUAAUUUCAAUUUACAGGAUAUAUGCUGUAUCGGCAAUAAAAAUCUGUAACAAACGAUUUUAAAAGAUACUGUUGGUCCUAUUUAAAAAUACGCAUAUUAUCCCUAUAUCUCAGAAACUGUACCUUUGGCAAUCAAAAAUAUAACAUUUUAAAACUCUGGUCAAUCUAAUAUACAUAACCAACAUUUUGUUACUAUAUCAUACGGGGUGUCACAGAUAUUUUUGUUUCCAUAGUUUGCGCGCACUGUAUAUACAUUGAACAAUCAUCUACAUCUGAGAAACAUAAUGAUGUAUGUAAUGAAGAGAAGUUUUGAAAUAGAUGACUGUAGUACGCGUAUUUGGUUGCACUUUUAAAAACAGCGAGCACUUGGCUUGGUAUUGUCAUUUUAUAGCAAUUUCUACACACAAAUGCCUUCAUGUAUUGAAAUUUACAGCGAGACACUAUAUUUUUUGAAAAAAAGAUAUAAUUUUAUACCCAAUCUCUCGUUGUAAUUUGUAGUCAUGAAUAAUGUUUUUUGUUUUAUAUAUAUUCAGGCUCUGUUGCACAUCAGGAGUAUAUUAAGUUCAGCCAAAUAUCUACCUCCUGUAUAAUCCAUUACCUGAAAUCAAUCUUCAGGUCAGAGAUUGUCUGAUACCUUAUAAUUUUUCCUCAAUAAUAUAAAGGAAACUGCACAAAAUAGUAGUGCUGUGAUUGAAAUGCAAGAAAUGCUACCACAGAUACUGAAUAGACUUGUUCAUAUUGAUGUGCUAAUGAUUAUAUAUAUACAAAGUAUUUUUUAUAAAACAAUUAAUUUAUGACACGAUAUUUUGUGGUAGCAGCAUUUUUGUAUUAGACGUGAGCCUCCCAAGAAUAUUACUUUAUCCCUACUUAUCAUACACACUCUUAUAAUCAUUAAAAUUAUAUAUAAUAUUCCUUGCCUGAUGAUUGAAAAGUUCCAACGCGUUCUGCUCGUUAUUUUUCGGAAAUAACGCAGCCAGAGCGACGCUAAACCAGGUCUUGCGCACUAAAUAUGUUGUCUAGUUUCCUCGAUGCAACAUUAUUUUAUAAUUUAAGCAUUUCUUUCUGUGAUAUAAUUAGUGUACACAGAGCAGUUUGGUUCUAACAUAUGUGAAUUAAUAAACAUUUUUUGCGUGCUGUAAACUUGAACAGAUUUAAAAUAGGAAUAUGUAUCUGUAAUAGGCAACCUGUAGCUUACGAGUAUUUAACUUCUGUGUGUAUUUAGAAAAAUGAAAUUAGAUUCUAAGAUAAAGCGUAGAUUCAAUAGCGGUAAACAUUUGUUUAGACCAUUUCUAAUUUUACGAAAUAAACUGCAGUGAACGCCUCGGUUUAAAUUUGGUGACUGUUCAAGUUAUAAGAUUAUAGGCCUGCCGCAAGUUGACUUGCAGCUUCGUGAAGUGACGCAGGCUGAAGCACGGUGAAAUUCUGUGAAACACAGAAAUGAUACUAAUAGACGGAGAUGCAGCGCUGAAAAAUCUCUUUGAAUUUACUAAAGCUAAAUUUUUCACAGUUGAUUACUGUGAUUGUAUAGAGAAACAUACUGCGGUCGGUCAAGCGAAACGUAGAACAGGGCUUACUGAGAGGGUAUCAAAGUUGCUUUCUUACAAAGGUAAUUAAAUCCAUUUACUAAGGCUGAAAAUCAGUACACACAUUCUAAAUUCAAUAUAAAUAAAAGUUAUUAUAGUCGGUCAGCUGUAUGACGUGACAGAGCGGGUCGGUCGGCCCCAAUGAAUGAAUGAAUUCACUAUAUUUUGACCCCCUUGUAAACUGCUUUAUUUACAGAAUUAGAAAAAAAUGUAAAAUACAAAAGUUAUUCGAUUUUUUAAUUAUGAUUUUUUGACAUAUUAUAUCGUACUAGUGACGUCAUCCAGGGUGUCCAAAAAUUUUUUUUGAAUUAUUAAUUAAACAAUUAAUUUAAUAUAAUUUUUUUGGACACCCUGUAUAAUUAAUCAUGUUAAUGUUUAUAUUACUGAAUAGGGAAUUGAAUGACCUUUCAAAUGAGCUAGCACUCGACCCUAUUCCCAUUUAAAAAAAUAGUCGAUUACGUCAUCACGCCAAAAUGGAUGACGUCACUAGUACGAUAUAUAUGUCAAAAAAUCACAAUUUAAAAAUCGAAUAACUUUUGGAUUUUACAUUUUUUUCUAAUUCUGUAAAUAAAGCUGUUUAUAAGGGGGUCAAAAUAUAGUGAAAAACCCUGUACAUUCACUGGGGCCGACCGACCGGCUCUGUCCCGUCACACAGCUGACCGACUAUAAUAACUUUUAUUUAUAUUGAAUUUAGAAUGUGUGUACUGAUUUUCAGCCUAUGUGUUCAGCCUGUGUGUUUCAACUGUGUUCAGUAUAAAUGAAUUUAAUUACCUUCGUAGGAAAGCAACUUUGAUACCCUCUCAGUAACCCCUGUAUUACUUUUCGCUUUAGUAAAUUCAAAGAGAUUUUUCAGCGCGCCUCUUGGACUAUAACACUGCAAGUUCCCUCGCAGAGUGACGUGACGCAGUUUUGACCGUCUGUGAUCCUGCGCUAGGCAGUUCUCAUUCCACAGAUUGUCACGGUGUGUGGAGGUAAGAUCCACGAAUUCUGCAGGAAAGAAACAAGUCACUAGCAGUUUUUUCUCACCUCACCAAGCAACGUGUUAACUUACGGCCGGCCUUAUUAUUCUACUGCAUUUGAUAUCCGAAUAAUUUUAUCCUUUGACGAAAUCUUUAAAACAAAACACUCUUCAUAUUUUAUGGGUACAAUACAGUUACGGCUUACAGUAAGGUGUGCGCUUUGCUAAUUUAAACUAACGAAUUGAUCAUUAUUAUUAUACCUAACCUAAUAUUGUCCCAUGUUUUCUUAGACCUUUCUAUCCUCUUAAGAUUCAGAAGCUUAAUACGAGACUUGUUCAAUUGGAGCACAUCUUUGUUCCAGAAAAACUUUAUUGGCAAAUAUAUUUACAAAUAGUUACCGCUACAAUUCAGGAUAUAUCCCAUUAAGUUAAUACGGCAACAGGUGUAUGUUUUCAAAAACUGAUAGUGUGUAAAGUAUUUAUUAAAAUCAGCUAACUACUUUCGGCAUAGCAAUGC
Diabrotica virgifera virgifera (western corn rootworm) is the source of this 9295-nucleotide messenger RNA. RefSeq names its product kinesin-like protein KIF13A (gene Khc-73). Gene Ontology annotation, molecular function: microtubule binding; ATP hydrolysis activity; microtubule motor activity. The coding region runs from base 245 to 5797 and encodes 1850 amino acids. The transcript is spliced from 23 exons. The record is from RefSeq and is a predicted model, not a curated record. Gene Ontology annotation, cellular component: microtubule; kinesin complex. Gene Ontology annotation, biological process: cytoskeleton-dependent intracellular transport; microtubule-based movement. NCBI's taxonomy places the organism in Eukaryota, Metazoa, Arthropoda, Insecta, Coleoptera, Chrysomelidae.